AUGGAGUUCAAUGAGGGUGAACAUGUGUUUGUGAGACUUUCACCUAUCACCGGCAUUGGCCGCGCCCUCGGAGUGAGGAAGCUUAGCCCGAGAUUCAUUGGGUCAUAUCAGAUACUUGGUAGGGUAAGGCCUAUUGCCUAUCAGCUUGGCUUGCCUCCGAACAUUGCCAACAUCCAUGAUGUGUUUAACGUGUCACAGCUGCAGAGAUACAUAGCGGAUCCUUUGUACAUUAUGCAACCCGAUGAUGUGGAAAUUCGGGAGAACUUAAAGACUCCCAUAGGAUCACUCAAGAUACUUGAUCGUGGUGAGAAAAAGCUAAGGAGCAAGAUCAUUUCCAUGGUCGAAGUUCAAUGGGAAGGAAGAACUCCAGAAUAG
Molecule: messenger RNA, 375 nt
Organism: Gastrolobium bilobum
Lineage: Eukaryota; Viridiplantae; Streptophyta; Magnoliopsida; Fabales; Fabaceae
Exons: 1
Coding region: 1-375 (124 amino acids)
Source: RefSeq, a predicted model, not a curated record